Molecule: messenger RNA, 2848 nt
Organism: Podarcis raffonei (Aeolian wall lizard)
Lineage: Eukaryota; Metazoa; Chordata; Lepidosauria; Squamata; Lacertidae
Gene: DYRK1B
Product: dual specificity tyrosine phosphorylation regulated kinase 1B
Exons: 11
Coding region: 346-2247 (633 amino acids)
Biological process (GO): positive regulation of DNA-templated transcription; protein autophosphorylation; peptidyl-threonine phosphorylation
Cellular component (GO): nucleus
Molecular function (GO): transcription coactivator activity; ATP binding; protein serine/threonine kinase activity
Source: RefSeq, a predicted model, not a curated record
CCUCCCCCUCCCAGCCCGCUGCCUCACGUGGCCACGCCGGCGGGGCGCAUGCGCUCGGCGGCGGCAACGGAGGCGGUUUGUUGUGGUCGCCAUUUUUUGUUGCAUUACUGGGAAAUCCCGGCGCCGGAGCAGCCGCCGGAGUACGCCCCUUGCGCUGGGGGUGGGGGCGCAACCCGCCCGCCUGCCGCGCCCCGCCCCCAGCGCGCUUCUCCUCCUCAGCCCCAGCUUUGAAACACGCCGCGGGCCGCAGCCGCCUCCUCAGGUGGCAGCAGCACUCCACAAUGCCAGCUGCCGCCCUGCAGCCAGGUUGCCUCUCUGGGCCGCUCUCUUCCUACUGAGACAAUCAUGUCGAGCCAGCACAGCCAUGCUCCCUUCUCCAGCAUCCAGCCCAUGGCUGAGCAUCAGCAGAUCAUGCCAGACCUGGCCAUCCUGCAGAGAAGAAUCCCGCUCACUUUUCGGGACUCUGCCACAGCCCCACUACGCAAGCUGUCUGUCGACCUUAUCAAAACUUACAAACAUAUCAAUGAGGUCUAUUAUGCUAAGAAGAAACGCCGAGCCCUGCAGGUGGCACCCGAGGACACAAGCACCAAAAAGGAACGGAAAGUGCACAACGAGGGCUAUGAUGACGACAACUAUGAUUACAUUGUUCGCAACGGGGAACGCUGGCUGGAACGCUAUGAAAUAGACUCGCUCAUUGGCAAGGGAUCCUUCGGACAGGUGGUGAAGGCCUAUGACCAACAGGCUCAGGAGUGGGUGGCCAUAAAGAUAAUCAAGAACAAGAAGGCAUUUUUGAGCCAGGCUCAGAUUGAAUUGCGAUUGCUGGAACUGAUGAACCAGCAUGACACAGAGAUGAAAUACUACAUUGUGCACUUGAAGCGGCAUUUCAUGUUCCGGAGCCAUUUGUGCCUGGUGUUUGAGUUGCUGUCCUACAACCUCUACGACUUGCUCCGUAACACCAACUUCCGUGGCGUCUCUCUGAACCUCACACGCAAGUUUGCCCAGCAGCUGUGCACUGCAUUACUCUUCCUGGCAACACCUGAGCUCAGCAUCAUCCACUGUGACCUUAAGCCUGAGAACAUCCUGCUCUGCAACCCCAAGCGCAGUGCCAUCAAGAUUGUGGACUUUGGCAGCUCCUGCCAGCUGGGCCAGCGGAUCUACCAGUAUAUCCAGAGCCGAUUUUACCGCUCACCUGAAGUGCUACUGGGCAUGCCUUAUGACCUGGCAAUUGACAUGUGGUCCUUAGGUUGCAUCCUGGUGGAGAUGCACACAGGAGAGCCCCUCUUCAGUGGCGCCAAUGAGGCAGAUCAGAUGAGCCGGAUUGUGGAGGUGUUGGGGCUGCCACCCCCUCACAUGUUGGAGCAGGCUCCCAAAGCUCGGAAGUACUUUGAAAAGCUGCCUGAGGGGGGCUGGGUCCUCCGGCGGGGCAAAGAUGGCAGGAAGGACUACAAGGUUCCAGGGACACGGCGGCUGCACGAAGUGCUGGGGGUGGAGAGUGGAGGCCCAGGCGGGCGCCGUGCAGGGGAGCAGGGCCAUUCGCCUUCAGACUACCUGAAGUUCAAGGAUUUGGUGCUGCGCAUGCUGGACUAUGAACCCCGUAGCCGCAUCACCCCCUUCUACGCCCUGCAGCACAACUUCUUCAAGAAAACAGCUGAUGAGGGCACCAACACAAGCGCCAGCACCUCACCCAGCCUGGGCACGGAGCACAGCCACUCCACCAGCACCACCAGUUCUGUGUCUAGUUCUGGCGGCUCCAGUGGUUCUUCCAACGACAACCGCGGUUACCGUUACAGCAAUCGUUACUACGGCAGCAUGGGCACCGUGCAUGCAGACUGCGAGAUGCAGAGUCCUCAAGCGCCCCCUCAGCAGCAGAUGCGUCUCUGGGCCAGCGGCGACAACGAGAGUAUUCCUCACAUCUUACCUCACAAGCCCACGCCCAGCCAGGCCAUGCCAUGUUUUCCCCCGAGCGGUCACCCUCCGUACCAGCGCCCUCCACUCCCACUCUCUCCCCCGCUUCCCGAGGCCAUGGAGGUUUCUCUGGGCCCUCGCCAUCUGGACUGCAACCCCCCCGGGCUGGGCUCUUCCUCCUUGCACUUGGGCACCUCGGCCUUCCGGACUAGGACUGCUGGCGGCUCGCGCCCUGAGGGACUUGGCCUCAACUAUCCUCUCCGCGGGCGUGGGCACCGAGACACUGACGAGACUGCACUGAUGGGUGUCUGCGUGCCCCAGGGCACGGCUGCCAGCUCCUGAUGAUGGACUGGCCCGGCAGGCUAGGAGCCAGUGCCCAGCGAGAGCACUCCCUUGUUGCACCAGAGCCUGGACGGGCCAGGACUGACUGUAGGGCAGGGAACCAGUGCCCAGAGAGCACUUCUCCAUAGGUGAGAGUCUGAGUGGGCCAGGACUUGCGGUGGGAUGGGUCAGGUUGCCUGGCUGUGGCCAGUCUAGAGACCAGGUCCUGUUGCUACCUAGGACCUUGCUGCAACUGGUAAGCAUUGUUGGGGGGGAGGGGAGGGGGGAGGGGGGGAAUAGGACAGGGGGAAGCAUGUGGAGCCAGCAUCCUACCGCCCUUGCAGCCUGGAUGCCGCCUUCCCCCUUUCGGUCAGUGCUUUCUCUGACUUGUGUGGUCUUUCCUGGCCACAGCCCCUCUUGAAUCAUUCAGCGGCAUGUGGCCUGCCAGCCAUUCCCUUCCUUGGUGCAAGAGAUUUCAACAUUCUGUGCUUGGAUGGACAGUCAGACUUCUGUGCACUGCGUGGACUGAUGGGCUUGGUGGCCUAUGUGGUCCCAUGGGAAUUGCUGCUAAAAAAUUUUUCCCCUGCUUGGAAAUAAAGGGUUGCCCCAACCAGCGAAUGUU